Alligator sinensis (Chinese alligator) is the source of this 561-nucleotide messenger RNA. RefSeq names its product duodenase-1-like. Gene Ontology annotation, biological process: proteolysis. Gene Ontology annotation, molecular function: serine-type endopeptidase activity. Gene Ontology annotation, cellular component: intracellular membrane-bounded organelle; cytoplasm. The coding region runs from base 1 to 561 and encodes 186 amino acids. The transcript has 6 exons. The record is from RefSeq and is a predicted model, not a curated record. NCBI's taxonomy places the organism in Eukaryota, Metazoa, Chordata, Crocodylia, Alligatoridae.
AUGGACAGAAGGGAAAUCAUCGGUGGCCGGGAAGCCAAACCUCACUCAAGACCAUACAUGGCCUUUGUGGAGAUAAAAGGUUCUCAGUGUGGAGGGUUCCUGGUGCAAAAGGAUUUUGUCUUGACAGCCGCACACUGUGUUCCUAAAGGAAGGGAACUGGCACACAAAGCUACAAUAAAUGAGACUGUGAAGCCAAUUCAUCUGCCCCAAGCUAAUGCUGUGUUGAAACCAGGGACCAAUUGCAGCGUGGCUGGCUGGAGAAUGACUGGAGUAGACCUGCCCACUCAACCCUGCCAGCUCAGGGAGGUGGACUUGCAGGUGGCUGAGGAGAAGCAGUGUAUGCAGUUCUAUCACUCUUUCAACUCCACUUUUGAUCUGCACAGAGGAGAGGAGAAGUCACCUUUCCAGGUUGGGGUGUUGAUUCUGGGGGGGCCUCUGGUGUGCAAAGGUAAAGCCUAUGGUAUUGUGUCCUAUGGAGUGUACAAUGGCCUUCCUCCUACUUUCUAUACACGUAUCUCAGCCUACAUCAAUUGGAUAGAGGAGAACAUGGGCCAGGAAUAG